CAGUUUGACAGCCCUACAGGAUCUAAUCAUUGGUCAUCAAUGAGUGCCUUCAUCUGCUCAUGACACACAUGAAGAAAAAAACGUUCAAAUGUGUGUGAAAUCUUAUGGGACUUAAUUGCUAAGGUCAUCAGUCCCAUGCCCGACGGAGGAUUCAAACCUCCGCCGGGACCAGCCGCACAGCCCAUGGCUGCAGCGCCUUAGACCGCUCGGCUUAUCCACACAUGAAGAAUCUCGUGGACUAAACCCCUCGCAGAAUUGAGGCCCCAAGAAGAGAUGCGGGGUUACACUGUACUAGUGUGAUGUAUCUUGGAGAAUAACUUUUGUUCAGUGUGCUUAUGUCUUUACUCCUUUUGAGCUGUUUUGUCACACGUUUCUUAGGUAUUUGUAAUUUAGUUGUUUGAGCAUGAGAAUGGUUAAACACACGGCCUGGAUAUGUGUUAAUGGAACAUUUAUUUCUGUGUGCUGCGUCCAGGUGGUGCGUGAUGACGGUUGUGAGAUGUCUGGCGGCCCUGGUGUUGCUGGCGGCGGCGGCCCACGGACAGUCCGACCGCCUGCCGGGGGAGAGCUGGCCGCUCCGACAGAGGGUCGAUCUCACGGUCCACCUCGGCGACGAGGGGGACAGCAGUUUCACCUUCGAAGGCCGGACAAACCUGACGGUGGUUGCGGUGCGCAACACAACGCAGAUCGUGCUACACGCCGCGCUCGGCAUCUCUUCCGUCACGGCGUAUGACGCCAGUGGCAGCCCCGUCAGCUCCAGCUACGAGCAGGGAGCUUUCCUGGUCGUCACACUUGCAGAGCAGUUGACCUCGGGUAGCAGCAUCACGCUGGAGGUGGACUUCAGCGGCGAAAUCGGCUACAGGGAGGACGGCUUCGCUCGAUACGACUACCUUGAGAACGGCCAGGAAAAGGCGAUAUACGCGACGCAGUUUGAGCCCAACUUCGCGAGGUCCGCGCUGCCCUGCUACGACGAGCCGGCUGUGAAGACCUUCUACACCCUCAGCGUGCGCGUGCCAGACGGCUACACCGUGCUCUCCAACACUCCAGCCUCCAGCAUCGACGAAAGCCCAGACGAGGAUGGCUUCCGCACGUUUCAGUUCGAGGAGACGCCCCCAAUGAGCGCCUACCUGCUGGCCUGGGUCGUGCUGAACACGUCCAGCGUGGUGUCGCCCUCCGACCCGGCCACGACCAUUUGGACGGUGGACAGCACGCUCCCCCAGGCCGUCUACUCCAGCAUCAUCACGCCCAGUACCGUCUCUGCGAUGGAGCAGCUGGUGGGCGUGCCCUACACACUGACUAAGCUGGACCAUGUGGCCAUUCCCAGCUUCAUAGAGGGGGGCAUGGAGAACUGGGGGCUCAUCACCUACACGCAGGGCAGCCUCCUGGUGCUGGAGAACUACACGUCGGAGGCGACCAAGGAGCAAUCUCUGGGCACCAUCCAGCACGAGGUGGCCCACCAGUGGUUCGGGGACCUGGUUACCUGCGACUGGUGGAACGCCCUCUGGCUCAACGAGGGCUUCGCCACUUACUUCCAGUGGAUCGCUACCGAUGUGGUGGAGCCCACGUGGCGCCAGCGCGAGGUUUUCGCUGUGACCACUCUGCUGCAGACCGCCAUGACGGCCGAUGUCAGCGGCGAAGAGUACCCACUCACCAAGAACCCCAAUAUCACAGCUGAUCAGGCCUUCAUGGAUUACAACAUUUACCAGAAGGGUGCAUCAAUAAUCUGGAUGAUAGAGAACGUCAUGGGAUCUGAUGCGUUCUUCAAAGGCCUCUUCAACUACCUCAGAAACAACAUGUUCAGCGCGGCGACGGACGACCUCCUGUUGAGGACCCUGGAUUACGUGACGCCUGAUUCUUACCUGCCCGAGGGAACCUACCUAGAAGAGGUCAUGCUGCCCUGGGUGCGACAGGGUGGCUUCCCUUUCAUCUCCGUCUCCAGGAACUACACCGACGGCUCAGCUAUCAUAUCACAGGCACCGUACCUGUCGGACGCAGACACCGUGUGGCCAGUGCCCAUCACCUACACGUCCCGCUCUGAGGCGAACUUCUCCGCCUCUCCCCCACGGCUCUGGCUGCUGGACUCUGAGCUGGAGGUGCCGGCCGUGGCUCAGCCAGACGACUGGCUACUCCUCAACCUGCACGUGGCUGGCUACUACCGGGUGAACUACGACGAGCAGAACUGGGCGCUGCUGACGGAGCAGCUGCGGUCCGACCCCGAGGCCAUCCCGCCCGCGAACCGCGGCCAGCUGCUGGACGACUCGGCCAGCCUGUCCGGCGCCGCCUACGUGCUGUCCGCCGAGGCGGCGCUGCGGCUGCACUCCUACCUCAGCCGGGAGCGCGACUACAUCCCCUGGAGGGUCGCCUCCGGCACGCUGCUCAACAUGGAGCGUCUUGUGGGCUGGGACGCCCCCGAACAGUACAACGAGUUUGCACUGUCUGUGUUGGAGCACAUGACUGAUGAAUUAGGCUAUCGUGAGGUGCCAGGUGAGGACCACGUCACACGUAUCCUGAGGGCCAUCAUUGUCAACCUUGCUUGCAACUACGGACAGCAGGCUUGUCUCAAUUCCACAUACGAGCAAAUGGAGCGAUUCAUGGCCGACCCUCCCAAUCCUGACAACCAGGUGGACCCGGACUUGAGGCGCAUCGUCUACUGCCAGGGCGUGCGAUAUUUUGGCGCUGAUGUUUAUAACUUCCUGAUGGACCGAUAUGCGACCACAGAGGUCAUCUCCGAGAUGAACGACAUCCUGCUGGGCGCCACUUGUUCAGAGAUGGUGGCUGGUUUACGGAUGCUGGAGUUGACGGCGGCUGGAGGCCAGGGUGGCUUCCGGAGAGAACACCUGCUGCGCCUGCUGGAGGGACUUCUCCAGCAGAAGCAGGGCAUACCCACGGCCCUCCAGUUUCUCAGCCACAGCGCGCAUCUCCUCACUUGGCCAGGCGAAAAGGCAGCGGUCAGAAAGCUGGUGAUGGGAGCCACGCUGAACAUGUACGAACAGGAGCUGCUGGAUCAGGUGGAGCGCGUAGCUGACGCUUUGGAGGACAAGUCACUACACAGAGCUGCACAGAGGCGGCGUGACGUCAUCGCCCGUGGAGAGACGGCGCGCAAAGAGGCAGCCCGCUGGCUCAGAGAGAGGCGAUGGGAGCACCUCUGAGUGGGAGGGGAGGGCCUUGUCUCCUGCACACAGCAGCAGCAGCGGCAGCAGCAAGCUUACGCGAAGUUCAGAAAAUAAAGUUAUGACUGUUACUUGAUUA
Molecule: messenger RNA, 3246 nt
Organism: Schistocerca piceifrons (Central American locust)
Lineage: Eukaryota; Metazoa; Arthropoda; Insecta; Orthoptera; Acrididae
Product: aminopeptidase N-like
Exons: 16
Coding region: 441-3146 (901 amino acids)
Biological process (GO): proteolysis; peptide catabolic process
Cellular component (GO): cytoplasm
Molecular function (GO): zinc ion binding; metalloaminopeptidase activity; peptide binding
Source: RefSeq, a predicted model, not a curated record